ACGGACUCGCCCCUGCUGGUCUACGAAUUAAAAUUCAUUAUCUCUACGAUAGCCGCGCAACGUUCGUGCGAAACAGCCCCAACGGCAUAUUAUUCGCGACGCGGUUAUUCUUUCCCCAUCGUCAGGUGGCUCAGGUUUUAUUCCCGUACACACCACGUUUCCGGCGAGAUGAACUACGGCAGCAAGACGACGUUUAUGGGCUUCGACACGGACAAACGUAGAUUGCCACUGUUUAAGAGGAUCGUGUUGUACGCCUAUGACAAGGACAAUGGCGAAAUAUUCGGACGUACGCCGUCCAGUUGGGCUCAAGUUGGAAUAUUUUAUACGGGAUUAUAUUUGUCACUUAUUGCUAUGUUUGGAGUAGUUUUGUGGGUUUUCUUCCAAACUCUUGAUCCACGUACUCCAACUAGACAACUUGAGCAUUCACUAAUUGGAACAAAUCCAGGUUUAGGAUUCAGACCUAUGUCUAAUGAAACUCAUAGUACUCUAAUCCAUAUCAAUAGUAAAUCUGUUGAAGACUAUUCAGUAUGGAUGGAUAGACUUGUCCAAUUUUUAGAUGUGUACAAAAAACCCGGUUUGACUCCAGGAAGAGGACAAAAUAUUGCUACAUGUAACUAUAAUCAACCUCCUGGCAAAGGAAAAGUUUGUGAUGUUGAUGUAAAAGCAUUUGAUACUUGUACUGAAGAACAGCGUUUCAACUUUCAUCGACAAGGACCUUGUAUUUUUCUUAAAUUAAAUAAAAUUUAUGGUUGGAACCCAAUAUUUUAUGAUGAUCCUAAUGAUCUUCCCCAUGAUAUGCCAAAAGAUUUAAAAGAACGAAUUAAACAAAUAACUAAUCCAGAAGAGUUAAGAACUGUUUGGGUGUCAUGUGAAGGUGAAACUGUUUCUGACAAAGAGCUAAUUGGUCCGAUGUCCUACUGGCCCAUUCCAGGAUUUCCAGGUUAUUUUUUCCCAUUUGAAAAUUCAGAGGGCUAUCUAAGUCCUUUGGUUGCAAUACAUUUUGAAAGGCCAGCAAAGAGCAUUGUUAUCAACGUAUUGUGCAAAGCAUGGGCGAAAAAUAUUAUUCAUAAAAAGAAUGGUAUUAACAGAGGAUCUGUACAUUUUGAAUUGAUGAUGGAUUGAUAAAAUAUUUUCAAAAAACAUUACACAAAGGUAUAAAAAGUAUUUUAAAUAAAUUUUUAUACUAACCAAGUAUUAUUUAUAUUAUGCAUUAUUUUUACUUUCACAUAUCAAACUUUGCAACAGCUAUUUUACUUUAUAUAAACUCCUAAGUUAUAAGUAUAUGUAUUUAAAUAUUAUUUGAAGUAGUUCUUUUAAGAAACUGAGUAGUAAUUUAAUUC
Molecule: messenger RNA, 1340 nt
Organism: Sipha flava (yellow sugarcane aphid)
Lineage: Eukaryota; Metazoa; Arthropoda; Insecta; Hemiptera; Aphididae
Product: sodium/potassium-transporting ATPase subunit beta-2-like
Exons: 7
Coding region: 169-1122 (317 amino acids)
Biological process (GO): sodium ion export across plasma membrane; potassium ion import across plasma membrane; intracellular sodium ion homeostasis
Cellular component (GO): sodium:potassium-exchanging ATPase complex
Molecular function (GO): ATPase activator activity
Source: RefSeq, a predicted model, not a curated record